This is a messenger RNA of Manis javanica (Malayan pangolin), 1986 nucleotides long. The record is from RefSeq and is a predicted model, not a curated record. NCBI's taxonomy places the organism in Eukaryota, Metazoa, Chordata, Mammalia, Pholidota, Manidae.
UGGAGGAGGAGGUGGAAGGAGAUGCCUACAUAGAAGAGUGACAGCAGCUGGACUAAAUGUUUUACUGCUGAACUGGUUCCUCAGGUAUCCUGGCUCUGGCAAUUGCUAUGGGAGAGUGGAUGACUGUUAUAGAUCCAGGUCUGUCUUCAGAAAGCAAAAAUCUUUCUCAAUAUACCUCAGAAACAAAGACGUCUCCAUCAAGUUUAUACUCACAGCAAAUGCUGUGUUCUUCAAUACCUUUAUCAAAAAAUGUGCACAGCUUUUUCAGUGCCUUCUGCACAGAAGAGAACAUUGAGCAAAGUAUUUCGUAUCUUGAUCAGGAAUUGACUACUUUUGGCUUUCCUUCAUUGUAUGAAGAAUCCAAAGGUGAAGAGACAAAGAGAGAACUAAAUAAAGUCGCUGUUUUGAAUUGUAUGAAUGAGCUACUUGUACUUCAGCGGAAGAAUCUUCUAGCUCAGGAAAAUGUGGAAACACAGAAUCUGAAACGGGGAAGUGAUAUGGACCAUCUACAGAACUGCUAUGCGAAACUUAAGGAACAACUAGAAACCUCUAGGAGAGAGAUGAUUGGGCUUCAAGAAAGAGACAGACAGUUACAAUGCAAGAACCGGAAUUUACAUCAGCUAUUAAAAAAUGAAAAAGAUAAAGUACAGAAAUUACAAAAUAUCAUUGCAAGUCGAGCUAUUCAGUAUAAUCAUGAUACGAAGAGAAAAGAACGUGAAUAUAAUAAAUUAAAGGAACGUCUACAUCAACUUGUUAUGAACAAAAAGGAUAAAAGAAUAGCUAUGGAAAUUCUAAAUUAUGUGUGGAGAGCUGAUGGAAAAAGAAGUUCCUGGAGGACUGGUAAAACUGAAGCCAGGAAUGAAGAUGAAAUGUAUAAAUACCUCUUGAAUGAUUACGAGUAUCAUCAGAAACAAAUCCUAAUGGGAAAUGCUGAACUUAAGAAGGUUCAUCAGCAAAUGAAAAAGGAAAUGAUUUCUCUUCUUUCUCCCCAAAAGCAGAAACCUAGAGAAAGAGCAGAUGAUAAUACAGCAACUGUUACCUCUGAUGUUGAGGAAGAUGCUGGGGAACUAAGUAGAGAGAGUAUGUGGGACCUUUCCUAUGAAACUGUGAGAGAACACCUUACAAACAGCAUCAGAAAACAGUGGAGAAUUUUGAAAAGUCAUGUAGAAAAACUUGUUAACCAAGUUUCAAAGGUACACCUAGAAGGUUUUAAUGAUGAAGAUGUAAUCUCACAAGAAGACCAUGAGCAAGAAACUGAAAAACUCGAGUUAGAAAUUCAACAGUGUAAAGAAAUGAUCAAAACUCCGCAGCAACUUUUACAGCAGCAGCUUGCUACUGCAUGUGAUGACGACACCACUUCACUGCUACGAGACUGUUACUUGUUGAAAGAAAAGGAACACCUCAAAGAAGAAUGGUCUCUAUUUAAAGAGCAAAAAAAGAAUCUUGAGAAGGAAAGACAAAGCUUUACGGAUGCAGCUAUUCGCGUAGGGUUGGAGAGAAAGGCAUUUGAAGAAGAAAGAGCCAAUUGGUUAAAGCAGCAGUUUUUAAUUAUGACUACCUUUGACCACCAGAACUCAGAAAAUGUGAACAUUUUCAGUGCCUUCUCAGGAAGUUCUGAUCGGGACAAUGUCACAGCGCACUCAAAGCCACAGCAGAAGACGCUUCACAGCGUGUCUAACAGGUCUCCAGUCUGCAUGUCUAAACUGACUAAAUCUCUUCCCGCUUCUCCUUUGACUUCAGACUUUUUCCAGAUGUUCUCCUGUGCAUCUGAGCAUAGUUCAGUCAAUGUACUGAAUAUAACUCCUGAAGAAACUAAACCAAGUCAGGUUGAAAGAGAGUGUACAAAUCAGAAAUGGAGCGUGGCAUCAAGACCUGGCUCACAGGAAGGUUGCUGUAGUGGGUGCUCCUUGACCUCCACAAAUGCUCAUAUAGAAAAAGAUGAUUUACCUUAGAUACUUAGACUGGAACGUUUUUCACGAACAUGUU